AUGUCGAUGUCGAUGAAGUCGUCUUUUGAUAAAGAAGCAUUUAUCAAUGCAAUUCGUCAGAAUGAAUUUAUUUUUAAUCCUACUCAUCCAGAUUAUAUGAAUAGAGACAUCAGUGAGAAAACCUUUACAGAUUUGGCAGAACAGUUCCAACUAAAAGAUGCUGCAGAAGCUAAGACAAAAUGGAAGUCAAUCAAGGAUAGUUACCGAAUCCAGAAAAAGAAGAUACGAGAUAGUGCGCGCAGUGGCAGUGGUGCUAGUGGUUCUAAAGUUAGAUGGCCCUUUUUUGAACAAUGUGGAUUUCUUGAUAGAUUUAUGGCCAUAUCAAAAAUAUGUUCCAACCAUUCACUCGACGCAAUCGACUCAUCUGAUUCAGACACACCACCACCAACAUCGCAGCUAUUGACCACAGAAAACCGCCCUCCCCAAAAGCAGGCCUCAAUGGGUGGUUUCCAGGCCCUAUUAUACGCUUCUCGUCUUGAAACUCGUGCUAUGCCUAACGAAUGUCCGACCGUGCCAUUACCAGAACUCAGACCCUCCAAGCCAUUAGCUAUCGAUCAACACAGCCAAUACUUACUUGAACAGCAUGAUAUGGGCCACAUUGGGACACCUAUGGUAGCCACGGGUGAUGGAAAUUGCUUCUUCAAUGGUGCUAGUAUUGCAACUUACGGCCACGAGAACUUUUCAUCGUUGCUUCGAGUACGGACCUGUAUCCAGAUGUGCCUCAACGAAGAAACGUACCUAAGAAGGUCAGAUGCUGCUGAUCUUAUUUCAUAUCUCCGGAUUACCGCGAUGCGUGCAUUGCCUCUUCAACUGAUGGUUCAUAUUCGUCGGCAUGGCUUUGGCUGA
This is a messenger RNA of Lottia gigantea (owl limpet), 846 nucleotides long. RefSeq lists its product as hypothetical. The record is from RefSeq and is a predicted model, not a curated record. Gene Ontology annotation, cellular component: nucleus; transcription regulator complex. Gene Ontology annotation, biological process: regulation of transcription by RNA polymerase II. The coding region runs from base 1 to 846 and encodes 281 amino acids. The transcript has 4 exons. Lineage: Eukaryota; Metazoa; Mollusca; Gastropoda; Lottiidae.